This is a messenger RNA of Panonychus citri (citrus red mite), 1563 nucleotides long. RefSeq names its product NDP-glycosyltransferase YjiC-like. Bases 149 to 1435 code for a protein of 428 amino acids. The record is from RefSeq and is a predicted model, not a curated record. Gene Ontology annotation, molecular function: UDP-glycosyltransferase activity. The transcript is spliced from 2 exons. NCBI's taxonomy places the organism in Eukaryota, Metazoa, Arthropoda, Arachnida, Trombidiformes, Tetranychidae.
AUUGAUUAGACAGUUGAGAAGUGUUUGUUUUGAAAAGUAAAUCAAAUUAGCAGAGAGAUGAUUUUGAGUAAAGACUGUACUUGCAAAAUUCAUUAAUAACUUAAGAUCAUUGAUUAUUUUAAUUAAUAAUAUAAUCUGAUUUGAGAUCAUGAAAGUUUUUUUCCUUCCAAUGGACGGUCAUGGUCACGUUAAUUCGUGUAUUGGAUUAGCUCGAAUGCUUCAAGAUUUUGGUCAUCAAAUUGUCUUUGGUGUUCCUAAGCGAUGGUCUCCAUCAAUCGAGAAAUAUAAAUUCGAUAUCGAAAUACUUGAUGACCCAUCGGUACCUGAAGAUCAAGAUCUUCAAGAAAAGUGGGGAUCGUUCAUGGGACAACAUGCUGAUGCUUUUGGCAAAGAACCGAAAGAUCAAUUAAAAACACUGAUCGAACCUGCUACUCGAGCUUUUAUCGAGUAUGUAAUGAUAAUCGAUGAUCAGCUGGCCAGUGUCUUCGAGAAAUCAAAUCCUGACCUAAUCAUCUUGGACUUUUAUGUAACAGUUCCUGCAGUAAUUAAAUCCGGUCGACCUUGGCUGCUAUUAUCGUCGUGUAAUCCUCUUCGACUUUAUGAAGGUCCAAAUAUACCAAUUGCUCGAUUAGGACUUAGUCCCGACACUGACCCUGGUUUGAACACAGAGAUGAAAAUACUUAUGAUGGAUGUGAUGAAAGAUACAAAGUCCGAUUUCGAUAAAUGGUUAAUUUCAAAGGAAGUUAAGCCCGAUCCGUUUAAAAUGGUCAGAUUAUCACCUUAUCUUAAUUUGUAUUCAUUUCCAUCGGAUCUUGAUUAUUUCGAGUUUGGUUCAGUUCCUGAUAAAUGUUUUCGUCUUGAUCAUAUGGUUCGUAAAGUUGAGGAAGGUCCACUUGGAUUCGAUGAAUCGUUUUUCGAUCGACCAGGAAAGAAAGUUUUUCUUUCAUUGGGAUCAAUGGGAUCGGUUGAUGUUCAAUUGAUGAAAAGACUUGUAUCCAUUUGUAGUAAAAGUAAACAUCAAUUCAUCAUCUCGAAAGGACUUUAUCAUGAUAAAUAUGAAUUAGCUGAGAAUAUGGUUGGUGGAAAAUAUGUCAACCAAAUGGCAAUUUUACCCAAAGUAGAUUUAGUUAUUCACCAUGGAGGAAACAAUUCUUUCGUUGAGACGAUCUACUUUGGUAAACCUUGUAUUGUAUUACCUUUGUUUGGAGAUCAACAUGAUAAUGGACGAAGAGUCGAGGAUCUAAAGAUUGGAAGGUCAUUCAGACCUCAUUGGGUCACAGAAGAAGAGCUUUUAACUGCAAUAGAUGAAUUGAUUGAAGAUAAACAAUUAGCCGAAAAACUAUCGAAAAUCGGGGAAAAAGUUCGCAACUCGAAGAGUAUCAACGAUUUGAACAAGAAAAUUGAAGAAAUUGUUUCAUCAAAUAAACAACAAUAACCAUAAUAGCCAAUUCUCUUCUAUGAUUCCUCAGUUAAAUUAAUUAAAAUUCACAUGUACCACAAUUAUUUUAUCAUAUUUUCUUUGUAAACCAUAAAAAUAAUAAAAAUUUUCUGAUCUAUUAAAAC